AUGCCAUUGUCAGUGUUAUUGCUGUUUUUGUUGAUGUUGUUGUUGCUGCUGCUGCUGCUGAUGUUGUUGAUAUUGUGUCCUUGGCUGAUUAGAGCAAGCGAAGGUCAACAAAUGACCUUGACUUUGAUAGAAGUUAUGACGUCACAGACAUUUCCGUCUUACAGUCUGGCCGGCGGAAAUGACGUCAGUGAGGCUGGAGAUGGUGGCGGUGUGGUCAUUCAGACGUCUGAUAAUUUUGAUGAUGGAGUGGGUGAAGUUUUACUCAUUUUAAUUAUUGAAUUUUUUUUAAAUAUUAGAAAGCAUCUCAACAGUAACCAGCCAUGCAUGAAAUAUGGUAUCGUUAAAGAAGUGGACCGUGACGAUAGUGACCACGUGACGAUUUGUGGUCUAACUACUGCCCACAAUCACUACCCAUCUAUCGCUCAGCGUCGGAGGGUUAUUUAUAAGUCUCGGGGUCAUGCCCUCGAGGUCAUAGUUCAAAGUCAUGUCCAGAGGUUCCUGUUGCAUUUUCAAGCCACAGGGUGUCCAAUAUUAGCCGCGCCGGCAAACGGAUGGGCGGAAAUGGAAAGUAGGGAUGUGCUAGUAACCGGUUGCAACAAUACGAAUAGUCGUCGAGUACAUCGGUGCGUCGGUAACACUUGGACCGAUGGUGACGUCAUCAAUUGUCCUGAGUCCCCUGGCAUCUUGUUCGUAUCAGCCAUUGGAGUUAGUCUCGGGCUUGUAAUAGGGGUCUCGCUACUAUUCAUCGUCGUCGUCUGUUUAAAACGCUACAGAGUCCCGCCCCCUCCGUCAUCGUUACGUCAUCCAGCUGUCAGCUACGAUCCGGCUAACCAAUUGGAAGACAUAUAUCAACAUCAUUACCACCAUCAACAUCUUCAGCAGCAGCAGCAGCAGCAGUCGCAGCUUGAUAGUCCGCUCUUUAGCAAUCAGCUGAUCUCACAUCAGACGGCUUUCAACCAAUCGGCUAACGGGGCAGAUUAUGGUCCGGCCAAUAGUUUAAUGUCUUUCAAACAAGCCCUGCCUACCUCGAAAUUUGAAAUGAUUCCUAUGGUCUGCUUUUUUUUAAUGUUUAACGAUUAUUAA
Molecule: messenger RNA, 1083 nt
Organism: Helobdella robusta
Lineage: Eukaryota; Metazoa; Annelida; Clitellata; Rhynchobdellida; Glossiphoniidae
Exons: 6
Coding region: 1-1083 (360 amino acids)
Source: RefSeq, a predicted model, not a curated record